GAGCGCUGCUGGAAGCGCACCAAUAGAAAAGCGAUAAAGUUGCUGAACUUCCUGACUGUAAGCGAAUCAGAUAGUGCCGUGGAGGGUGUUUGGAAUUCAUCAGCCGCCACAUUUUGAAUGAUGUAUUCGCGUGGAAGUCCAUAGAGAAGCCAUGGUGGAAGGACCGGGAUGUACUCUGAACGGAGAGAAGAUCCGCGCCCGGGUCACCAGGGGGCAGAGUGUGCGGGAGCUGCGGGGGAGCGCUGUAAGCAGCACGUCAAAGUCACCAAGCAACGCCUCGUCUAUCCCCAGAACCUGCAUUCUAAUGUCUUUGAUUUCCUGCACAUAUACUGGCGUGCAGACCUUGGGAAAAGAGCUCUUCAUUUAUUUUGAGGCAAAAGCAUUAAGAGUUCAUUUUGGAAUGAAUGGAUCAAUGCGCAUUAAUCCAGCAGAGAGGAAGGAUAGAAGCGGAGCUCCAGCAGUUCUAGAAGUGCAGCUCACCAAGGAUUUGAUUUGCUUUUAUGAUUCCACGCUAGAUGUCAGGAACGCUUUGGAGUGUCAGGAAAAAGUGCGGUUAUUUGAAGAUCUGGAUGUGUGCUCCUCGAAGUUCAGUUUUUCUAGAGCAGAGUGUGAGGUUAAGAAGCGGGGAUGUCGGAUGCUGUGUGACUUGCUCCUUGAUCAAGCAGUGCUCCCUGGAGUUGGCAACAUCAUCAAAAAUGAAGCCCUGUUUGAUAGCGGCCUGCAUCCAGCUGUACAGGCUGGUUUACUAACAGAUGGACAGAUUAGCCAUCUGGUGAAGAUGACACGUGACUUUACGCUCCUCUUUUAUAAGUGUCGAAAGAAUGGCUCAGCUCUUUACAAGCAUUACAAAGUAUAUAAAAAAUCUAACUGUGGCCAGUGUGGUACAAAGAUCACAGUAUGUCGCCUGGGAGAACACAACAGAAUGACCUAUUUUUGCUCAAAGUGCCAAAAGGAUAAACCUCAGCAGCUUGAUCCGAGUAAACUUCCCAAAAGAAACAGUCUUAUUGGAUGGGCCUGUAGACAAGAAUCGCAAGACCACGUGGCCAGGAGUGAUGAAGAACAUUGGGCAUGUCAAAUCUGCACACUCAUUAACAAGCCUUCAGAUGAGAAAUGUGAUGCAUGCCUGGCUCCUAAACCAAAAGUUUUAGCCACUGCAGAUAAUGAAAGUGUUGGAUAUGAGACAGACUUGAUUAAGUAUCCAUGUAAUAAUUUUGGAAAACCAUUGUCUGAAAUGAAGAUAAACAGAAGAACCGCUUUUGGUCAUACAACAUUGGUCCUAAGUGAUUUUAGUACCAAAACUAAUGAUAAUGAACAAAAUCCUAGGCGGAUGUCCUCUUCAGAGAUGUCUGUCAGCUAUACUUGCAGCAACACGCUUAAUGUCUCAAAUAAGAGGAGAAGCAUUGAAACUGAACAGCAGAUGAAUAGCAGUCCAGAUACUGGAGUUUCACAUUCAUUUGUCCAGCAUCAGAAGAGACGGAAGACUGAUCAAAUGGCACAAAACUUCCAAAAUGAAAGCAACACGCCAAUCGGCUCUCCGCAAGUUAAUCCGACACAGGGAACCUCUUCUCCACAUGCUGCAAGCCUGCUAUGCAUUAAGCACAAACGCCCGUGUGUUCUCCAUGUUGUCAGGAAGGAUGGAGAGAAUAAAGGAAGACCGUUUUACAGUUGUUCCUUGCCCAGGGAAAAUAAAUGUGAAUUUUUUGAGUGGGCUGACCUACAUUUUCCAUUUUGCAAUCACGCAAAGCGCUGUGUAAUGAGAACAGUACUUAAGAUUGGUCCAAACAAUGGCAAAAACUUUUAUGUCUGUGCUUUUGGCAGAGAUAAACAGUGUGAUUUCUUUGAAUGGGCUAAAGAAUAGGAUUAACACUGCUUUUGUUACUGAUAGUUGCUUGCUUCAUCCAUUAUUAGCCAUACUUCCUCCAAGGUGCAAUUAAAGGAAGACAUCCCAAAGAAUCUAGUUGCUAUAUUUCACCGCAAACUUGUCAACCUUGCAAUAAAAAUCAUGUCAAACAUGUACUGUAUAUUUGACUUGAGUGCAUUGAAUUUUAAUUUCUAAUAUAUAAAUGUGCUGUGUAUUGCCUAUUACUAAUUGGAAAAUAAUAAAAAAAUAUUAAAAGGA
Messenger RNA from Rana temporaria (common frog), 2119 nucleotides. It is a transcript of the gene NEIL3, whose product is annotated as nei like DNA glycosylase 3. Bases 152 to 1858 code for a protein of 568 amino acids. Gene Ontology annotation, biological process: base-excision repair. Gene Ontology annotation, cellular component: nucleus. NCBI's taxonomy places the organism in Eukaryota, Metazoa, Chordata, Amphibia, Anura, Ranidae. The record is from RefSeq and is a predicted model, not a curated record. The transcript has 10 exons. Gene Ontology annotation, molecular function: damaged DNA binding; zinc ion binding; DNA-(apurinic or apyrimidinic site) endonuclease activity.